Molecule: messenger RNA, 1741 nt
Organism: Armigeres subalbatus
Lineage: Eukaryota; Metazoa; Arthropoda; Insecta; Diptera; Culicidae
Exons: 2
Coding region: 302-1741 (479 amino acids)
Source: RefSeq, a predicted model, not a curated record
AUUUGGUUUAUUUUCAGUAAAUUCAACUCGAUCUAGUGGAUUUUUGAGGUGAUAUCGAUUAUCUGAAUAGUAAAUUUACUGCCGGUAAGUAGAAACUUGUUCUAUUUAUUCGAUUUGUGCAUAGAAAAACCUUUCCAAUUUGGGUAUGUUUCAGUACCACAAAAAACUGUCUACUUUAGAUAAAGCAUUUUUUAUUCUAUUAUCGAUGAUACGUUAUGUUUAAUAACUCUAGUGAUAGAAUUGGACUGAAAGAAUAAAUACCAUAAUCAUUUUUUCGUUUGUACCUAUUACAGAGGCCAAAAUGAGCACCGAAAAGGCGAGUGUUUUUCCUGGAAAUUUGGAGGUUAACAGUGUAGAUGCCGGGAAAGCGAAGCACACUCAAGAAACAGCACCAGUUUUUCGUAACCGGACAAUUUGCUGUGUUCCGGGUUGCAAGCAGCGAUACAAGCCGGGAAUAUCUUUUCAUGCUUUUCCCCCGAUGAGUGAUGAAAAGCGAUAUCGCGUUUGGACGAAGAACCUCAGUUUGAAGUAUGAACCGACUAAGACGACUCGUGUUUGCAGUCUUCAUUUCAGCAUUAAAAACUUUAUUUCGCCAACCGUUAAUCGACAAACCGACCGCCUGAUACUGAAACCAUCUGCUGUUCCAGAUUCGAGUUUACCCCACGUAUCAGCUUCCAAGGAAGCAAGCAUAAAGCGUCGCGCCGAGAGGGCUGAAAAUCGAUCGCUCCAAAAGGAUUGUCACAAGAAGGAUUUCGAAAAUAUUGAGACGUUCCAGUAUUCCGUGCCCACUUUUAUGGAUGCCGGGAUUCAGGUUGAUACAACCGACAUCGAGAAACGUCAAAUGAAACGGUCAUGUGCCAUCUCUUUUGAUGAGGAUGAAGAUGAACUGGUUGCUUGGACAGGAUUGCAAUCGAAGUCCAUGUUGCAUUUCAUCGGCACUGUUAUAAGUACAUUGAAGGACUUUAAAAGAAAAAAGAAUUCUACAUUGACAAUUGAAGAAGAAAUUCUCAUUGUAUUUGUUAAGCUUAAAACUAAUUUAUCUUUUCGGUGUAUAUCGGUGCUGUUUCGUAUCCAUGUACAAACCGUAUCUGCUUGCUUUCACCGUACGGUUCCAAUUUUGUCCGCAGCCUUGAAGGCUUUGAUAUACUGGCCUACUACAGAACAAAUUGCAAAAAACAUUCCUCAUUACUUCAAGCCAAAAUUCGAAGAUGUGGUUGUAGUUCUUGAUUGCACCGAACUGCCAAUCACGAAGCCCAAAUGCUUGCAUUGUCGCAUAAAUACUUACUCUCAUUACAAGUCACGUGAAACAGCUAAAUAUUUGAUUGGUGUUACGCCCGGUGGAAGUAUUUCGUACGUAAGUUCUGGAUAUGGAGGAAAAUCCUCUGAUAAGCAGAUCGUCAUAGAAGAAGAAGUGUUGGAUCGCUUAGCUCCAGGCGAAGCAGUGAUGACCGACAAAGGAUUCAUGAUAGAUGAAGAAUGUAAACGACGAAAUGUGAAAUUGGUACGUCCUCCAUUCCUGAGAGCACCCCAGACACAGCUGAGCAAAGUGGAAGCAGCACAAAAUGUAUCUAUUGCUGCAGCUCGAGUCCACGUCGAAAGAGCUAUUCAACGAAUUCGAAUUUUUUCGUUCUUCAACAAUAAAAUUGAUAUUCGAUUUUUGCCGAUUCUCGACGAUCUUAUGAUCAUCGCUUGUGCCAUUGUGAAUAUGUCCAGUCCAAUUAUUGCCAAUAAUAAAUUUUAA